AACAGUAUAAUACAGAUAAAUAUUUACUGAUCUGAUCAUAUCAAGCUUAAAAUUGAACUAAAGUGGAAAUCAGUGCAGUGUAAUGACUAAUGAUUGGCUGAUUUUGACAGACAUGAUGGUGCGUGUCCAACGCGUACCCAGAAACACACUCCUCCUAAGCGCUCGUGUACAGUGUCUGAGUUAUAUAUUCAUAGAGUGAUGAAUCACUAUUUGGUAUAAGAGAUGUUCAAAAUGGCCUCAUGUACAUUAAUGACUUGAAAGUAACUGAUAUCAUUUGUUAAUAAUCUGUUGGAAAGUCACCAGUUUUGGUGUUUGAUAUUUUGAUGCAAUUUUAUUAUUUACAAAAUUGUCACAUUGUUUUCAUUUGUCCUUCUACAUCAAAAGCUUUCCCGCUUCUUGUCGUAAAGUUUAGUUUUAAAUUCGUGUACAAGUUUUAGACAUAUUUAUUUUAUAUAUAUAUAUAUAUAUAUAUAUAUAUAUAUAUAUAUAUAUUCAAGCCUCCACCCUGACAGUUCUCAUGUUUUUACGUAUUCAGUACUGUUUGUCAUGUGGAUUUCUUUUGUCCUUUAUGUAAACAAAGAGACCCUCCAUGUCAGUCGGAAGGUUUAUGAUCAUUACUAUUAAGGAGAUUAUUUGGGCCCUUUAAUCUCCAAUCGGAGGAUUACGCAGCGCUAUAGAUUUGCAUACAUAAAUGCACACAGAUUAUUUCAUCUCUACUUAAUCCGCCUCAAAAACGAACAAACAAAAAAAAUCAAUGUGUUUGAAAUCAAUUAUUUAAUAAAUAUUUUUACAAAUCAGCCAAACAACAAAUCACCACCUGCAUAUCUCUUAAUAAUCGGACAGCAUUAUUAAGUGAAAUCUACAGUUUAAGUCGAGUUAUUUUACUGUUGUAGUGUUUUAGAGGAAGAGAAGUAGUUUCAGAUUGUAAACUGUCAGACUCUUUCCUGAAAUCAGAGUAAUUGCUCUGCACAAUGGAGACAGAUAAAGCACCCCCGAUUGACCCAGAUUUCGAGCCGCAGAGUAGACCGAGGUCUUGCACAUGGCCGCUGCCUCGGCCCGACAUCUCAGCUGUCAAAGUGGAGGGGCCAGACGGCGCCGAGUCCGCUGCUGGAACCCCGCCUGCCGAGGAAGAUAAACAGGAGCCUCAGCCAAUCGCAUCCGAGCCUGAAAAAGCCGCCGCCUCAGAGGGAGGGGUGAUACCAGGAGUGGGCGGGGCCACACCUCGAAAGGGUUCAUCCCGGCGCAAUGCCUGGGGGAAUCAGUCCUACGCUGAUCUGAUAAGCCAAGCGAUUGAGAACUCACCAGAGAAGCGACUCACUCUGGCACAGAUCUAUGACUGGAUGGUCAAAACUGUGCCAUAUUUUAAGGAUAAAGGUGACAGCAACAGCUCUGCUGGAUGGAAGAACUCAAUUCGUCACAAUUUGUCCCUGCACAACAAGUUUUUGAGAGUGCACAAUGAAUCCACUGGAAAGAGCUCUUGGUGGAUGCUUAAUCCUGAAGGUGGUAAGACAGGGAAAUCCCCACGACGCCGUGCUGCCUCCAUGGACAAUAGUACUAAAUUGCUGAAAAGUCGCAUGCGGGCAAAGCAGACCAAGAAACAAGCAGCAGCAGGGGGUGUUGGUGGUCCUGGCAGUACCAUGCAGGGUGAAGGUGUGCCUGGGGCAGGGAGUGCAGACAGUCCCGGACCUCCUGGACAGUUUGGAAAGUGGGGAGUGAGUAGUAACAGCCCAUCAUCACGUAGCUUGGACGACCAAGACAUGUGGACAAGUUUUAGACCACGCACCAGUUCAAAUGCCAGCACUUUGAGUGGCAGGCACUCUCCGAUUCCCCCAGUGAAAGAAGAUGAAGAUGACCUGCCAGAAGAUGGACUUCUGAGUGGGUAUCCCACUAGCAGUCUUCCACCUACAUUGGCUGAAACUCUAAUGGAAGAACUGGACCUUAUUGAUGGGCUUACCUUAAUGACAGCACAGCAAGGCAGUGCAAGCCCGAGCACAGCACCGCAAGCACCACCUACUCCACUGCCUUCUGCUUCUACCCUUUUGCCCCGUGGCACUAAUUUUACAUCUUUUUGUCAGCUACAGCCAGUAAAGGGAUCCCAAGGACCAUCCCAGCAAGGAUCACCAAGUUCUGUUCAGCAGCCUGGGGAGUCCAAUACAAGUAUUUCAAACUUUGGAAACUCCCUCUUUAACCCACUGCCGGGUCCAGGAUCCCGAGGUGGUUUCAGCACCCAUGUGCCAUCCAGUCUUGAGGCACUCCUCACCACUGACUCGCCCCCACCAGCUGAUAUCUUGAUGACUCAAGUGGACCCUCUGAUGCCUAGCCAGGGAGGUGUUAAUCUUUUGGGUCUCGGAGACUCUAUUUCUGGCAACCAGGCCAAGUCUGGUCAAAUGACGCUGGGCAAGAAUAUGGAUACUAGCCCAGUGCCACAAAUGACCCUUCAGCCUCAAUCCCAGCUACAACCCCAGCAGCACUCUCAAAUGAAUUUUGGCAUGAUGAUGCCCAGCAUGGGACAGGAUCUCUCACAACUGCCGCCCAUGAAGACCCAGAAUCAAAUGCCAGGUGGAGGUCUUCUUCAACAUGGAGCUGUCCCUUCUGCAGCCGGGAGUGGAGGUCUUCAGGGGAUAAACCAAUAUGGAACACAACCUUGCUUUCUGCCCUCUCACGAUCGUCUGCCCACAGACUUGGAUAUUGAAAUGUUUACAGAGAACCUGGACUGUGAUGUUGAUUACAUCAUUAACAGUGACCUUAUGGAUGGAGAGUCGAUUGACUUCAACUUUGACCCCAUUGCACCAGGUGGGCAAAAUUACCCUGGGCCAGCCACCACACAGAGCUCAUCUCACAACUGGGUGCCGAGCUAAUUCUGCUAAAGUAUAUGAGCAGGUCAACCCUAAUCCAUAUAUGGAAUCUCACAAGGUGCAUUAAUUAAAUUGUCACCCCUUCAGUUUUUAUUUUUGUUUUUUUUUUUGCCUCCACAUUCACCAUUGUACCUCAAAAACUGCUUUGGCUGAAUAUACAGACAUUAGCCAAAUUUUUAAGACGUUUUGGCAACUUUUUUUGAUCACAAAAACAAACCAUACACAAGUGCCAAUACACACGGGGAAGUCAGCUGUUAAACGCCAGACCCAGAUGAUAUCUUGGAAAAAAAAAUUACUUUGGAACUUUGCUGUUUUCUGUUCAGAGAUAUUGACUAGGAAAAUUAAGAGAAGAAAUUAAAGGUGAAGCACAAUUAAUAAACUACUAAUCAAGUUUAUUACAAUAAUGCCUAUUACUAAUACCGAUGUAGUAAAGGGCUAAGAUGGUACAUUCCCUAGAUGUAAAGACAGCUGACUUGGCCUGGAGGAUCAAACUUUAUACUGAUACUUGAGGAUCCUUUUCCCUUGGUCACCAGCUAAACAAAUGAUUGGAGUGAAAAUCAUGCAAAAUCAAACAGUGAUUUAUUGAUCAAUUGGUUGGAGCACAGACUUGACACCGUAUAAUCACCAUCAGCGUUUUAAACGAGGACUGUCCCAGUGAGCCCGGAACAUAACAAAUAUGUGGACACAUGCUGCGCUCAAGUAGUACACACUCAGUGUGGUACGAAGUGUGCUCAUAUUUUUGCAUCGGAGGCAAAAUAUUUUGAGGAGGUUGAUAAUGAUUAUUGUCACUAUAAGUAAUGCUUUUAAUUUAGCUUUUAUGAUGACUCUACUCAGGAAGGUGUUUUUUUUUUUUCCCCUUUUUUCUUUUUCCCCCCUUAUGUUCUAAAGAGUAGGGACUGAUCAUUAAGUGAGAAUUUAAUAUUGAUUAAAUUGUUAACAGUAUGAAGAAAUGGGAUUAGACACAGGGCAUUUAGAUUUUUUACCAUAGAAUUUUUUUGGUCGGAUUUCUAUGGUUUUUACCACUUUGCCAACUCUGUCAAACUGAACGGCAUUGUGUUUUAUCAACAUGCCCAUUUGCAGGAUAUAAUAUUUGAAGGGUUUGUGUGUGUGUGUGUGUGUGUGUGUGUGUGAGAGAGAGAGAGAGAGAAAGAGAGAUGAGUAUGACGUUUUAAGUACUUACACUUAAAUUUAGCAAAGAUGGAGAGAAAACAAUCAAAAACAAUAUUGAUUAAUUUCAUUCCAAGGAUGAAACUGAUUGGUUAUUUGACAAAUGCUAUAUAUGAGGUGCCCUUAUUCUAUAGAAUUCUGUACAGCAGUACACAAAGGGGCAAAAGUCAUACUUUUCUUAGUGAUUGACUUUUUCUUAUUUAGUACUAACUAUCUUUUGUAUGGAUUUGUUAAAAGGAAACAAAAUGAUGUAUACUGACUAAUUGUAUUGAUUAAUUUAGAUCGGGGCUAUAUCAUGACAAAUAUUCAUACUAAUCAGAAAGUACCCUCUCGAAAGUACAGAAACUAUUUUUAACGGUCAUUUUCUAUGUAAUCUUUUAUUUUUGUAAAAGAUGAUAUGCAUGUAGAUUUUAUAGAUAACCACAGGAACACUAAGAAGAGCAUGUCAGACUGGGAUGGCUUGAGAGGAAAGUAUUGCAGCUUUUAUAUAUGGAAACUAGUAAAUGGGUUAUAAGUUAUAACAGUAUAACGCUUUGCAAAGUAGAACUUGCCGUGUAAUUUGCUACUAAAUUUGGAGCAGUUUUUUUUUUUUUUUUUUUUAAAGGAGAAUGAAGUACUGAGCUGUAUCACUUUGCCAGGCAAUUUAUAGUUCAUCUUGGAAAACUGGCAAAAUAGAAAGAUGAUGAUGUUGAUGCAAUGUUUAACUCUCAGGGUUUUAAUAAAACAAUAGUAAUGUUAAUUAAAUCAAUAAUAUUGAUAAAAAAAACCCUUUCCUGAUGGAAGCGGUAAGAUAAUCAUGAUUUUAUAAAAGCCACUCAGCCGUCAAUGGAAAUGUUUUAACAUUACAGAAAUACAGCUUACGCUCCACUUGAAAAUAAGAGCUUGUGUAAAGUGUACAUUCACCGAAUCUUGGUAUAUAAAAAAAGUUAUAAACUGCCAACAAACACUAGCAUGUUGAUGUAGAACAAACCAUGUAUCUCCCUACGCUUUCUUUUUCUUCUUUGAGCUGUUCAUGUAGAAAUUAUGUAGUUUUUUUUUUUUUUAUUUGUUUAUGUAGCUUGAACUUUUGGUUUUAGAGCUGGAUAUUAUUCAACAUUUAACGGUAAUAAUACAAGUAUAUCAGAAUAUUAAACUAACUGUUAAAGCGCUCUGUUCUUGAGGAGAAUGGUUGUCUCCUGUCAGUUGGUGCUAGACGUGACAAAGGCGGCCAGAUUUAGAUUUAAUGGCCUUUAUUUUAUGCAGCACAUUUUAUAAAUAUAGACCAUAAAAGAUAAAUUCAUCUUUAUUAAUCCUCAAACACUUACUUUUGUAGAUUCCAAGUAAUUUCUUAGAAGCAGAAAUGAGAGAUUAGACCCUGAAAGAGGUUUUUGACAGACAUCAUGUACGUUUCUGGAAAUCAGUCCUUUUAGCAAACAGUGUUACUUUUUUUUAUCUUUAUCUGUAUUCCUACGAACCGUUUACAUUGCUGCUCCUGUCUUUUUGGGCUGUGCUUUGUUCCUCUGAAGUUUGACACGUGACAGUGUCUGGAUUUUUAUGGUAAAAUCUUGUAAAGGAGUUGAGAAUGAACCAGCGGGCAAGGCUUUGAGAAGUAGGCUGGAGUGCUGAAAUUAAUUUUGCACAUUUUCUUUUCUUCAUUGAUAAAAAUCCCAUUUUAAAUAUUUGCAAAAAAUCUCAUAAAUGUGAUCCAACUUAAAUUGAAACUUAAACUUAAAAUAAGCAGGAAAAAGUGAAACUCAACCCUCUUUUAAAACUAGUUUUUAAGUUUCAAUUCCUAUUAAAAGUAGAGAGGACUACCAGCUUUCGAUUGAAAGCCAACGAGAUUGAAUUCCCAAUAGACAGAGCUUGAAACCUUUUACAGGAGUUUAAAUAUCUUGACCUCAGAUCAGACCUCUGUCCCAUGCAUCCUCAUGUUUAAUCUUCGUUUCUUAUCGUUUUCUUUCCUGUACUCCUGAAAAGGUCUGAUACAUAUUCCAGUUGAUAAAACACUAUUUCUUUUUGUUUGUGGAUAGGUUUGGUUGUUGUUUUUGGGGAAAGGGGGUAUAAAAGUUUGGUGAGUGUUUAGCCAGUUCACUAUUUGUGUAUUUCAUUUAUUGCUUUAUAUUAAUGUUUUUUUUUUCCUUUUCCCCUGCUCUUCUUACUUUAUUAUUGUUAGCCAGAGGUGACUGUGAAAUCAGUCAAGAAUAUCUGAAAUAAACGUAAUCAGUUUAACCCA
Messenger RNA from Clarias gariepinus (North African catfish), 6234 nucleotides. It is a transcript of the gene foxo4, whose product is annotated as forkhead box O4. Gene Ontology annotation, biological process: regulation of transcription by RNA polymerase II. Bases 972 to 2858 code for a protein of 628 amino acids. Gene Ontology annotation, cellular component: nucleus. The record is from RefSeq and is a predicted model, not a curated record. NCBI's taxonomy places the organism in Eukaryota, Metazoa, Chordata, Actinopteri, Siluriformes, Clariidae. Gene Ontology annotation, molecular function: DNA-binding transcription factor activity, RNA polymerase II-specific; RNA polymerase II cis-regulatory region sequence-specific DNA binding. The transcript has 3 exons.